AUGGAAAAAAUGAAUAUAAAUCAGAAACAGCAAAGUGUAUCAGCCGAAGUGCAAAAGAUAAAUCCUUCAAUAGCGCAAGAAAGACAUUCGGUGAAGAUUCUGGAUGGUGAACUAUUUUCCUACCAGUUAUCCACAAAAUGCACUAAAGAAAUGCAAAUUAGGACAAGAUUAUGUGUGCAACCGUUGAUGCUUAGAUGGAACAAAAUGCGACAGCAAAGACCGAUGUUAAAAAAUGUGUCAUUCCCUAUGUAUAAGUAUACUCGACAAGAAUUGCUAGAACUUUGUGACGGUUAUGCAAAUAUGUUUUUAUGUGCUGGCUUUGAAUCGAUCACGAUUUGCCUUAACGAUGAAAUGGUUCGAUUUGCCCGAGAUCAUUUCGGAUACAUUUGUACAUCUCAAAAUAUUAAACGUUUCAUGGAACAUUAUGAAUGUAUUGUGGAAGUUGCUACCACUUAUAAUGAAAGAUGCCAGAUGUUUAUUACUGGUGUAGCAGAACCAGGAAAAGAUCUAAAGAAAUGCCGUGGCAUCCGGCAAUAUUACGACUGCAUGAAACCUGAGAUUAUAUGGAAGUGUCAGAGUGAAGCAUUAAAAGAAUUCGAAACAUCAGUAAUCGAAUAUGGUUGCGAUUUGGGUCUUAACGAAUCUCUAUGGUCAUAA
Molecule: messenger RNA, 657 nt
Organism: Brugia pahangi
Lineage: Eukaryota; Metazoa; Nematoda; Chromadorea; Rhabditida; Onchocercidae
Source: the annotation of a GenBank genome assembly